AUGGCGCUCAGCUCUGCAACCAAUGGGAGCACGAAGACGCCCGAGCCACCUCCUGACGAGGAAGGAAACGAGAGGAAAACAAUUUCUCCAAUGGACUUUGAUCAAACAGACGCAUGCCUGCUUCACUCAGAGCUCCAGGGCGCAAACAAAAGGACAAGAAUGCAAUUGUGCUAUAUACUGUUGAUAGGCUGUGUUCAUGUGACAUCACAACACCCUGAAGCAGUGUCGCCCCCAGCUCCACCAAAGAAAGUAUCCAGAAAGUGA
Molecule: messenger RNA, 264 nt
Organism: Knipowitschia caucasica
Lineage: Eukaryota; Metazoa; Chordata; Actinopteri; Gobiiformes; Gobiidae
Source: the annotation of a GenBank genome assembly